Molecule: messenger RNA, 1590 nt
Organism: Durusdinium trenchii
Lineage: Eukaryota; Dinophyceae; Suessiales; Symbiodiniaceae
Source: the annotation of a GenBank genome assembly
UGGUGGACCAGCGAUCACACCAGACAGCCCCACCGAGCGCUUGAACCGAGCGCCCGUGGAGCUUCCGCGUCGUCCCGGAGUUGAAGCUACACGGCGCACGAUGGAGCUGAAGCCGCCGGAACGAACGCCAGGGCGUUUGCCGGGAUGGCGGGGCUACGGAAUUUGGCGGUGGACUUGAUGGAGAGUUGGUUCUGUGCUGUGGGCAAGAUCCUCAAGGAGUUGGACCGUCAGCCCAUUGUGUGGGAUGACCACUUCCCUCAACGCCUCAUGGCAACACAGCUUUGUCCCAAUGCUUCCAAGGACUGGAUCGUUCAAGCUUGGAAAUUGGAGUACCCCGUGGGAGACACGGUCGCAGUGGCGGAUGACUUCCCCUUCCACACCAUUUCCUCGCCCAUGAAGAGCGUGUAUUUGGACUAUCCAGUCGCCUCCAUCGACUUCAACAAGAGCCUCCAAGUCUUGCCCUCCACUGGGCCACGGAUUCUAGGGGGCUGUGCCACGAUGUGGACCGAGGACUCAGAACCCAAGGACGUGUUUGCCAAAGUGUUCCCGCGAUUCAUGGCCAUCGCAGAGCGCUUUUGGGGAGGCGUCCCGGAUCGAGCCCGUGACUUGGACAUGUCUUUGUGGUUUGCGGCCCACACUCACUGCGAGCAGCGCCUGAAGACCGAUGCCCAGUGUGGACGCUUCACGGUGAAGGACACGCAGCGAAGCCCCCUCUUCGCGCACGCACGGAUCACCACCACCUUAGAAGCCUUUGGUGAAUACUUCCACGUGGGACGUGCCUUUGACGCUGAUGAGGAGACCUACUUUUGGGCCGUCAGCCCUCAGGCGGGCGACCUAAUUGAGGUGGUCUUCAUCAAUGAGGAGAACAAGCGCAAGCGGUGCCUGGGGAAGUGGUUGAAAGGCUUGGUGGUGAAGACUGGAUCCAAGGACAGGCCUUCGGACCGCUUGGAGCAGGGCUACUUGAAGGUGGCUCAGUGGGUGGCAGAAGAUGGACUGCUGAGCAGUGGCGGUUGGGGUCUGAAGUGGACGGUGGUUUGCAGCUUCCAGUCCGGCCUUUGCAACGGAGACGAGGAGAUCCUCACGCAUGGCCCGGUGGUCAUGAUGCGCAUCCAAGUGGCACAGAGCCAAACGAAGUGGAUGGCACUCUCCGAAGUCCAGGUGGAAGAAGCGAAGACCCACCCGGAGCAUCCCACGGAAGAAGAGAUCCAGGAGAAGCGAGGCCAUUCGAACGAGCGCAUCAAGCAAUUGGUGUCCAACGUCUUAGAGAAGUUCUCUUCGCUGGGAUCCACCAACAGCUCCGAUGCCGAUGCACCCACUUCCGCCGCCCCGCGCCAUGCGGCGCGCGGGAAGGGCGCGGCGCCCGCGCGUGCGGUCGGCCGCGGGGGGCUGCGGCACAGAGCCGAGCGGUGGCGGAACGCCACGCGCGAGGCGGCGGCCGCGUUCCGGAACUUGACCUCGCGCAACACCCGGAAUGCGUCUUUGCGAGAGCUCUAUGCUGAGGCCAAGCAGGCGCGCCGCGAGCGCCAGCGCCUGGUCGUCGCGCGCCACCGCGCGCGCCGGCGCACCGAGCCCAAGGGAGCCAAGGGCCGC